CCUGCCUCAGCUGUCCGGUAUAAAUACACUCAGUCCCGGCUUCAGUGUGUCUCCGCAGCGGCAGCAGCUCCGUCUGGAAGGUCAAACACAUCAUGGCAGCGCUGAAGAAGAUCUGUGUGAUUGGCUCUGGUAACUGGGGCUCUGCUAUUGCCAAGAUCGUGGGUGCCAACGCAGCCAAGUAUGAUAAGUUUGACACCACAGUAAACAUGUGGGUGUUUGAAGAGAUGGUGAACGGCCGUAAACUCACAGAAAUCAUCAACAUGGACCAUGAGAAUGUGAAAUAUCUGCCCGGCCACAAGCUGCCCCCCAAUGUGUUGGCUGUUCCAGACUUGGCUGAGUCUGUGAAAGGAGCCGACAUCCUCAUCUUCGUGGUCCCUCACCAGUUCAUUGUGAAAGUGUGUGACACCAUUAAAGACCACAUCAAGAAGGAUGCUGUAGGAAUGUCUCUCAUCAAGGGUGUGGAUGCAGGUCCAGAGGGUCUGAAGCUGAUCUCAGAGGUCAUCCGAGGAAAGCUGGGCAUCACGACAACGGUCCUCAUGGGAGCGAACAUCGCCAACGAGGUCGCUGACGAGAAGUUCUGUGAAACAACCAUCGGGUGCAAAGACAAGACCUACGGGCCCAUCCUGAAGGAUCUGAUGCAGACCACCAACUUCCGUGUGACGGUGGUGGAGGAGUCGGAUGUUGUAGAGAUCUGUGGGGCGCUCAAGAACAUUGUCGCAGUGGGAGCAGGUUUCUGCGAUGGCCUUGGAUUCGGAGACAACACCAAGGCAGCAGUGAUUCGUCUCGGCCUGAUGGAGAUGAUCGCCUUCGCCAGGGUCUUCUGCACAGACUGCCCCGUCUCCCCCGCCACCUUCCUGGAGAGCUGCGGCAUCGCUGACCUCAUCACAACCUGCUACGGUGGACGCAACCGCAAGAUCGGGGAGGCUUUCGCCAAAACUGGCAAAAGCAUCGAGCAGUUAGAGAACGAGAUGCUGAACGGUCAGAAGCUUCAGGGUCCAGCAACUGCAUUCGAUGUCCACCACAUCCUGGAACAGAAAAAGAUGGUUGAAAAGUUUCCUCUUUUCACUGCUGUUCACGAUAUCUGCUUCAACGGCCACCCAGUCACAGAGUUCGUCAAGUGUUUGCAGGACCAUCCAGAGCACAUGUGAAGGAUUACAGACCAAUGAAUGGGUGGAAGUUAUGAAAGGAUAUACACUAAUACUACCGCAUAACCCAGGUGAUUGUAGGGGGGGGGGGACGACGACUACUUUCAUGUUUGAAUCUCAAACAGAAAAGAGCUGAGCUGCUGUGUUGACCUGCUUCUAUUACAAUAAUGACAGGAAACAAACAUAAAUGUCGCAAAUUGUCUUAAAGGUUUUAAGAAUUUGAAUUGUUCUGCCUUAUACAAUACUCAAACCCCGACAUGAAUGUUACGAAGUGUUACUUAAUUUCUCGGGUAAAAGUGCCUUAACGUGCCUUUUCACUGACAUGCAUGUCUUUUAAACAAAGCACUGAACAUGCAACAGGUACCGCUCUCAUUGUGUUGUUUAUCUUCUGGACUUCUUCUGAUGAUUUCUUUUGGAAUAAAUUAUUGAACCUGG
Messenger RNA from Cottoperca gobio, 1580 nucleotides. Its product is annotated as glycerol-3-phosphate dehydrogenase [NAD(+)], cytoplasmic-like. Gene Ontology annotation, molecular function: NAD binding; protein homodimerization activity; glycerol-3-phosphate dehydrogenase [NAD(P)+] activity. NCBI's taxonomy places the organism in Eukaryota, Metazoa, Chordata, Actinopteri, Perciformes, Bovichtidae. Gene Ontology annotation, cellular component: cytosol. Bases 93 to 1148 code for a protein of 351 amino acids. Gene Ontology annotation, biological process: carbohydrate metabolic process; glycerol-3-phosphate catabolic process. The record is from RefSeq and is a predicted model, not a curated record. The transcript has 8 exons.